AUGGCUGCUUUAGUCCUGGCCGCUGCUAGUGGCUGCCACCUAUGCAAUCUGUUAUCGCAGCGCCUUCCACGGGACACCGCAAUACACGAAUGGGCGAAUAAAGAGCACCGGAGACUCUUGCAAGAGCAGUCCUCUUACCUCAAUGGAGUGAUAAAGAUAGACCGUCUGCCUGAAGAGGACAUUCCGGGUGCUCUGAACCUGAGGCUCUCCUAUUACAUCAACGAGAAUGGAGCUCCUGUCCAUGUGUAUGGUCCGAUAGGGAUGACUCUACUCCCAACCCACAGUAUUGCGACCGACGUGGCAAUUGCGAUCAGAGGCCGCACUUUGGUUGAUGUGAAGAAGUGGAUAAGUGAUUGCCAACAAAACCACGACGAAUGCCGACCAUUGGCUUCACCCCUAUCCACUGUGAAGCCAGCCAGGUUGGUUGAAAUCAUCGACGACCCGACGUCGAUGAGGUUAAGAAUCGUUGAGGGUCAGACUCUUCCACCAGACAUGUCAUAUGCCACUCUCAGUCACUGCUGGGGCACCACUCGAAUGGCAGUUCUCCGACAUAGCAACGAGGCAGAAUUCGCGCAGAACAUCCCAUUGGAAAAACUCACAAAGACAUUCCAGGAUGCCGUGACUUAUACCCGAGAGCUAGGGUUACACUACCUUUGGAUCGACGCAUUCUGCAUUAAUCAAGACUCGUUCGGUGACUGGCUGGACCAAGCACUUGCCAUGGCGAGCAUAUACGCGAAUGCUCGCAUCAACAUCGCAGCCACCGCAGCCCCCAAUGGUGACGGUGGCCUCUUUCUGGCACGUAAUGAAUACCUUGCGAACCCCUGUAUCGUCAAAGCAAAGUGGAAUGAGCUACUUGCCGGUGAGUAUGUGAUAUAUGACCGGUACGCAUGGUACGUUGGGAUCGAGCGCUCCGUCCUUAGUAAGCGAGCAUGGGUCUUGCAGGAGCGGCUAUUGUCCCGAAGAACCAUCCAUUUCGCAGCCGACCAGGUUUCGUGGGAGUGUGCGAGAGUUCGGGCAAACGAGACGUGGCCGAAGGGGGUUCCCGAAGACCCUCUCACGGUAAAGACGCGAGCGCUGUCGGCUGCAGCAAGGUCCGAUCAAGCUGAUUUGUCGCGAAUCGACCAGCAUUGGCUUAUUGCCAUAAACACCUACUCUGGUUGCGAUCUGACGAAAGACUCCGACAAGCUGGUCGCCUUAGCAGGGUACGCACAAGUGAUCCAGAACGCCCUUGGAUGCUUGCCAUUGGACUAUGCGGCGGGGUUGUGGAGGGCAUAUCUUCCAGAAGAUCUGCUAUGGCAUGCCGAGCCGCAUAGUACACGAUAUGAAAAGUAUCAUGCGCCUUCUUGGUCGUGGGCAUCACUUAAAGGCACGGUCAGUUGGAAUCCGGAGGGUGCGAGAAGCAUACCCGAUAAAGACCUAGCCUGCAGCGUCCUCCAGAUCGACAUAUCUCUCGUGGAUGCGACAAAACCCCUCGGACCAGUAUCAGCUGCAAAGAUAGAGCUAUGUGGGCCGCUCUGUCCCGUCAACUUCGGUCCAGGCUUCGGCACGCGAGCCCCCCGCCUUCAGUAUAUCGACGUAGGACAACGUCGAUUUGGUCGAGGCUUUCUGACGGAAUACCUCGAUGAUGGUUCGAUGUACCAUUCAUCUGGUGAGACUUUGGCAGGAUUCGUAAUAUACUUCUGUCGUUUUGCAACGCUUCCCUUUCUUGAUGAGGGCAGACGAAAUUCCAUAGGACUGCUACUUGCAAGAAGUUCGGUCUUGCCAGCUGGCGUUUUCAGUCGUAUUGGGUAUGCCAAGUUCUUCCACAGGGAGACCUCCGCGAGCUUCGAGCAAAUGUGCUGCCCAGCGCUCGAUCUGUCAUCCGACGCAUAUCUGCGCAAGGUGGAAGAUGGCAGAUAUGUUUUUAUGAUUAUUUAA
Cladophialophora psammophila CBS 110553 is the source of this 1917-nucleotide messenger RNA. RefSeq lists its product as uncharacterized. The transcript has 2 exons. The coding region runs from base 1 to 1917 and encodes 638 amino acids. The record is from RefSeq and is a predicted model, not a curated record. NCBI's taxonomy places the organism in Eukaryota, Fungi, Ascomycota, Eurotiomycetes, Chaetothyriales, Herpotrichiellaceae.